Fusarium proliferatum ET1 is the source of this 1002-nucleotide messenger RNA. RefSeq lists its product as uncharacterized. Lineage: Eukaryota; Fungi; Ascomycota; Sordariomycetes; Hypocreales; Nectriaceae. The coding region runs from base 1 to 1002 and encodes 333 amino acids. The record is from RefSeq and is a predicted model, not a curated record. The transcript has a single exon.
AUGGAUCAGCAGCGGCUGAAAACCGAGUUCCUCCACCCAAACUCUACUCUCAAACAAGACUCUUCCACUGACUCACCCAAAUCCGGGAGAAUCAUGCCGCCACGAAAAUGCAAAGGCUCAUCGCGUCACAUCGAAAGUGGCACAUCCCCCUUCCUCACCCUCCCAGCCGAGAUCCGUCUUGAAAUAUAUCGCCAUCUCCUCGUCUCCAAGAAUCACGCCGAACUUCACUACUGCACCUCUAAAAGGUUCCGUCUCAUCCCUAAAGAACCAUGGGACUGCCCUCUCGAAAUCCAUCCGAAUAUCUUGCUCACCUGUUGGAUUAUUAAUAAAGAAGCUACGCCGAUCUUGUACUCGGAAAACGUUUUUCGAAGGGGUUAUUGCUGGCCGCGCCGCUAUGCUGUUGGGCGACACAGAAUGUGGCCGAUCUGUGAUACGUCGCCUUUGACCAAGGUUAAUUUCGCUUAUAUUUCACGAUUGCACCUUUUUAGAGAUUACGAGCACUGGUUCUGUGAUGGAAAGCUCAAGAUCUUCACUGACUUUCCGCAACUGAAAGAACUUGAUAUUCACAUUGAUCAGAAUGAUUGCGCCGAUGGGAUCAACAUGAGCGAGUUUCCAUACCAAACCCUCAAAGCAAUCCGCUCAGAUCUUCGGUCAUUCAAGAUGGAAAUACGUCUUGAUUUCCACGAAAAAGCACAUACAGACUGGCUAGCCAAAUGCAGAGACCUUAAGAAAGAGAACUUCAGUAUUCAUUUGGACAAGAAGCGCGCGCUGGAGACAUGGUUCGAACACGAGGGACUGUUUGCUGAUAGAUCACUUUUCUGGCGUUUCAAAACGCAGCGUUCAGAGUGGUGCGGACCGUCAUGUUACAUCAGUUUUGCUUUUGACGACAAGCGCAGGGAGUAUGAGUUUAUCGAUUUGGAGGUCUGGGAUGAUAGUGACGGCAAGUUUGGGCGUUUGAAGACCUCCGAGGAGAAUGCGAGUUCGUUGGUCUUAAGGGAAUAA